Molecule: messenger RNA, 2259 nt
Organism: Chlorocebus sabaeus (green monkey)
Lineage: Eukaryota; Metazoa; Chordata; Mammalia; Primates; Cercopithecidae
Gene: HORMAD2
Product: HORMA domain containing 2
Source: RefSeq, a predicted model, not a curated record
GAGGAGGGGGUUUGGGCCGGAAAAGGCCGUUGACUCUCGGUGGGAGGGAGGCGUCGACGAGCUGAGGUUGGACUUGUUGGAAUAAUCCUGAUACAUUUCUACAAUGGCCACUGCUCAGCUUUCUCACUCCAUCACAAUACACAAAGCAUCUAAGGAAACAGUUUUCCCAUCCCAAAUCACUAAUGAGCAUGAGUCCCUGAAAAUGGUGAAGAAACUUUUUGCUACUUCCAUCUCAUGUAUAACAUACCUAAGGGGCCUGUUUCCAGAGAGCUCUUAUGGAGAACGCCAUUUGGAUGACCUCAGUUUAAAAAUCCUCCGAGAAGAUAAAAAAUGUCCUGGGUCACUGCAUAUUAUCAGAUGGAUUCAAGGUUGUUUUGAUGCUUUGGAAAAGAGAUACCUACGUAUGGCAGUACUGACACUUUACACAAAUCCCAUGGGAUCUGAGAAAGUGACUGAGAUGUACCAGUUCAAAUUCAAAUACACGAAAGAAGGAGCCACUAUGGAUUUUGACAGUCACAGCAGCAGUACAAGCUUUGAAAGUGGAACAAACAAUGAAGAUAUUAAGAAAGCCAGUGUUCUACUGAUCCGUAAAUUGUAUAUACUGAUGCAGGACCUUGAGCCACUUCCUAAUAAUGUUGUACUUACUAUGAAACUCCACUACUAUAAUGCAGUGACCCCACAUGAUUACCAACCCCUCGGUUUUAAAGAAGAGGUAAAUUCACACUUCCUGCUGUUUGACAAGGAGCCUAUCAAUGUGCAAGUGGGAUUUGUCUCCACUGGCUUUCAUAGCAUGAAAGUAAAAGUCAUGACAGAGGCUACCAAAGUGACUGAUUUGGAGAACCAUCUGUUUCGGGAGAACAGCACUACUGAGCUCGCCCAUCAGGGUCUAGACUGUGAUGAGGAAGAAGAAUGCAAUGACCAUGUUGAACCUUUUAUUAUCCCCAGAUGCCCCUCAUUAGCUCCAGUUACAACCUCUGCCUUUUGAUUGGUUUGUUUAAUUCAUUCAUGUUUAAUGUUACUAUUGAUAUAUUUGGUUUAUGACAGUCAUUUUACUUUUUAUUUCUAUGUGUUUUAUGUCUUUUUAUUGUACCUCUAUUCCUCUUUGACUUGUUUUCCUUGCACUGAGUGAAUGAAGCAUUUUAAUCUUUUUUCACUAUUUUUUUGAAUUUCUUUAGUAGUUGCACUAGGGUUUAUCAUGCACAUCCUAACUUAUCAGAAUCAGUUUCAGGUUUAUACUAGCUUAAUUCCAGUGAGACAUGGCAAUGUUACCCUUAUGUAGUCUCUUUUCUCCCUUUUUGAUAUUAUUUUUAUGUGUAUUACAUCUAUUAAUGACACAAGAUCAACAAUUAUUGUUUAAUUGGUACAUUAUCAUCUGUAGCUAUUUCCGUGCCCAAACAGCUUUUCUCCUACUCACCUUCUUUGUGCUAUUAUUGGCAAAUAUACUACAUUUGUUUAAGUUUUAGGUCAAGCAUAUACCAUAUGCAUGUUAUUUUACACAACUUAUUAUAUAAAAUUUAGCUCAUUUAAGAGAAGAAAGGAGAAAAAUGUGCAUUCACAUUGCUUUUUAUAAUUGCAUUAUAAGAGCACCUUUACUGAUGCUCUUUGUUUUCUCAUGUCAGUUUGAAUUAUUGUAUGUGUUGUGAUAAUUUUCAGCCUGAAUAAUUUUCUUUAGUAAUUUCCUGUAAGAUGAAUCUGCUAGCAAAAAUCUCUCAGUUUUUGUUUAUCUGGGAGUGUUUUUAUCUUACCUUUGUUUUUUAAAGAUAGCUUUGCUGAAUAAAGAAUUCUUGGCUGACAGUUUUUUCUUUGAGCACUUUGAGUAUGUUGUCUCAAUACCUAACUGGCCUCCAUUGUUCCUGCUGAGAGGUCAGCUGUUUGCCUUAUUGAGGUUCCCUUGUUAGUAAUGAGUUAUUUUUUCUCUCGUUGUUUUCAAGAUUUUCUCCUUGUCUUUGGUUUUCAGCAUUUUUACUAUGAUACGUCUAUUUGUGGAUCUUUUUGCUACUCAGAAGUGCAUCCUUAGGUCACCCUGGGAUAAUGGUGGUUGAUAUGCCUUGGAUAUUUGUCCUGCCCAAUCCUCAUGUUGAAAUGUAACUGGAGGUGGGGCCUGGUGGGAGGUGUUUGGGUCAUGGGGGCGGAUCCCUCAUGGUUUUGUGCUGUCCUUGUAAUGGUGAGUUCUUGCAAGAUCUGGUUGUUUAAAAGUGUGUGGCACCUCUGUGCUCUCUCUUGCUCCCACUCUUGCCAUGUGAGACACCCCUGCUCCCC